AUGGCCAACACAGCACCAUCAUUGGAUGGAGAUACUCUAGGUUCUCGUUGGCAAAAUGUACGUGAAUUUAGUUUCCUUCUUUCUGUAAUCGGAGCUGUGUUUACCACAAUUCUGCCUAUUCUAUCCAUUGGAGGAAGUAGCCUGUUACUCAUCGUUAUCACCAAAUAUUCACAGCUUCGCCGUGUUCCUUCCAAUCUCCUACUGGCAUCUCUUGCUGUCGCUGACUUACUGAUUGGUCUCUUAGUCCAACCGUUGCAUGGCGUCGCCUGUGUGUGUACCCUAAUCGGAAAAAAAUGCUCCUCUAUCAGUCUUUCAAACGUUCACUUCUAUGUUGGUUCCCUCUUAACAUACUCAUCUUGCUUGAACAUUGCUGUCAUCACAAUAGACAGAUAUAUUUGCAUCGUAGAAUCACUUCGCUAUCACGCCAUCAUGACCAAAGCCAGAGCAAUCCAGGCCAUUAUUAUCAGCUGGGCUAUAAGUGCCGUAUUGCCCGCAACGCGGCUUAUUCCAUCCUACCCGUUGACUCUGAUCAAAGUUUCUCAGAUCAUCUUGAUGUCGGCAGUUUUGUCUGUCAUUAUUUUUUGUUAUAUCAAAAUAUCCAGCAUAUCUUGGCGUCACAAGAAAAAUAUUUGCUGCCAGAUGCAAGUUGUGACCAGAGGACCCGUGAGACAAGAUUUUAAAAGCGUAAAUACAGUGUUUUUAGUAGUUGGUGCUGUCAUUUUAAGCUAUGUACCAUUAUUAGCGGUUCAAGUUUGUUUAACUUUUAACGUUAUGAAGUAUCAAGCGAAAAUUCUACAUCCAUUUGCUGUAACCUUUUACCUCCUAAACUCGAGUCUUAAUCCAUUGAUAAUCUUUUUCAGGUCUAGAAAAAUUCACAGGUAUUUGAGCAGACUUCUCAAACGAGACGCUGAAACUUAAUUUUUGCAUUGAACCUGCCAAAGAAAGCAAGAGAAAAAUAGGGACAUUAAUGCAAAUACAUUUGUUUUCUAAUUAAGGGUCGAGAACAUUGUUAUUUUAAGUAUGUAUAUCGGUUGAGA
Messenger RNA from Orbicella faveolata, 1037 nucleotides. Its product is annotated as cannabinoid receptor 2-like. Gene Ontology annotation, cellular component: plasma membrane. Gene Ontology annotation, molecular function: G protein-coupled receptor activity. Lineage: Eukaryota; Metazoa; Cnidaria; Anthozoa; Scleractinia; Merulinidae. Gene Ontology annotation, biological process: G protein-coupled receptor signaling pathway. The record is from RefSeq and is a predicted model, not a curated record.